Molecule: messenger RNA, 521 nt
Organism: Tripterygium wilfordii
Lineage: Eukaryota; Viridiplantae; Streptophyta; Magnoliopsida; Celastrales; Celastraceae
Exons: 2
Coding region: 43-417 (124 amino acids)
Source: RefSeq, a predicted model, not a curated record
UUUAUCUCAACUUCAGCUUCCCCUCACAAGAGGGAAAAGAAUAUGAAGUUCGAGGGAGCCAGAGCGAGGACUGUGCAUCUUAGUCCAAAAGUUGUGGCCGGGAGAUGUUGUAAAUCAACAAGACAGAGCAGAUAUCAGAAAAGAAACAUUAAGGCGGCGAUUUUGCGAGUAAGGGAAGAGAUGGCGGAGAUUAGUGAAACACAGAGUUCCAUCAGAGAGGGUCAGAGGCAAGUUAGGGAAAAAAUCGAGAAGAUGCAGAGAGAGCGCGAGCAAUUGAGGAAGGAAACAGAGGCUAUAUCGAAGCAGAGUGCGAGCAUCCAAUCACGUCUACAUCUCAUGUUGCAAAUAUCAAAAGCAAGAGCUCAAGGCGAUUCUGCUUUGGCCGAUCAUAUUCUCCAGUCUCUCCGGUUGGUUUGAUUUCCUUAACCUUUUACACUCUUAUUAUGUAUGUAUCGUGUGUUUGUAUACGUCCAUGAAUAUGUUUGAUCAAUAAAGUUGGGCUGUGUAUAUAGAAAUUGAAA